AUGAACACCAGAACUGUCAUUGUUCUUGCAGUUUGUGCUCUUCUUUUCGUUUCUUCGAUCGAUUGUAAAAAAGUGAAGAAAAAUGCCAAGUAAGCGAUUUUUUCUUCUAUUUUCUAUCAAUAAUUUCUUCUAUUCAGAGAAGUCAAAGCCAAGAAAGAAAAAGUAGUCAAAGUUGAAGAACCAGUUGUUGAAGCCGCGCCAGAAGUCCACGCUGAAGUUGUUCCAGAAGUUCAUGCUGAAACUGUUGUAGAAGAAGUUCCAGUCGCCGCCGCAGCUCAAAAGCAUAGACUUAGCCCACCAAAAUCAUUGAAAGUUACUUCAGCUUAUGAACAAUGCAAAUUGGAAUGCAGAAAGGCCAGAGAUGCUGUUCAAGCCAAAGAUGUGAGAUUUUUUUGAAUUAUUUAUUUUUUGUACUUUUUGUAUUUAUUCUGGAAAAAAACAAAAGUGUGGGAGGAAAUCAACAACAAUGCAGAAUGCUAUCUUUGAAUUCAGUAAUAAAAUAUAAAAGAAUAGGCUGAAUUCAGAAAAAUCUUUUCUGAAACUAAAAUUUUUAAGCAGGUUUUUUUUGACAAAGUCUGGUUGAAAAAUUUCAAAAAAUCAAUUUGCCUUUGGUCCUCCAAUAAACACUAAAAAUAGGUACACACGGGAAUUUUCCAAACCGUUUUUUUCCAGUACGUCGAACAACUUCGCCAAGAACUCACAGUUGCCGAAGCCGCCCUCGCCGCUGAAGUUGAAAAUGCUCCAGUCGCUGAAGCUUCUGCCGUCGCCCCAGAAGCCACUCAACACUAA
Messenger RNA from Caenorhabditis angaria, 789 nucleotides. Lineage: Eukaryota; Metazoa; Nematoda; Chromadorea; Rhabditida; Rhabditidae. The record is from the annotation of a GenBank genome assembly.